Clunio marinus is the source of this 2478-nucleotide messenger RNA. NCBI's taxonomy places the organism in Eukaryota, Metazoa, Arthropoda, Insecta, Diptera, Chironomidae. The record is from the annotation of a GenBank genome assembly.
UCACACUUACAUAUAUUUGGUCAGUUUUUGAACUUUUGGGCUUGUCAGUAAAACUUAUUUUUGUUCUUCUGAAGAAAUCUCGAUUUUUGAAAAUUCUUCAUUUUAAAAAGUUUAAGAUAUAACAAGUUAACAUCAAACGUAAGCCAUGGGUCUUAAAGAAUGUGAAAUCAAAUUAGAUUCACCGAUUAACACGUACUUUGCCGGACAAACUGUCAAUGGGACUGUAAUGUACUCGUUUGAUUCGCCUAAAAAAGUUCGAGGAAUUAAAGUUCGAUUUUUGGGCGAGGCAAGAACAUCUUGGGUGGAGACUGAAAAAGUUACAAAGGAGGAUGGAAAAACGGAGAAUGAAAGAAAAGAUGUAACGGGACAUGAAGAAUAUUUUCAAAUUACUUAUUAUCUUCUUGGUGGAAUAAAUGCUAGUGAAACUGAACUUCCAGCUGGUGCUCAUGCGUUUCCUUUCACUUGUGCUUUGCCGCCAACAUUACCAAGCUCAUUUGAAGGAGAAUUUGGACAUAUUCGUUACACUAUUAAAGUUACAUUGGAUCGUCCAUGGAAAUUCGAUCAAGACACGAAAAUGGCUUUCACUGUUAUUUCACCUGUGGAUCUUAACUUGAUGGAAGCGGCAGCCCAACCUGGAAAGCUUGUAAUGGAGAAAACUUUCUGGUGCUGUUGUUGCGCCACGCCACCAUUAUCAGUUGUUGUUUCGAUUCCAGUAAAGGGAUAUGUCUCUGGUCAGUCAUUACCUCUCUUGGCUGAAAUAGACAACAAAUCAAGUGUUGAAGUUGAAAAAAUUAAAUUUCAAUUUAAAAAGCAUACAGCUUUCCAUACAACCGCACCAAAAAUGACGAAAAAGAAUGAAAAAGUUGUUGGCGAGUUGGCAAUUGGACCAUUUAAUAAAAGUGAACAAAGGACUGUUAGACAAAGUCUUGACAUUCCACCGCUUCCACCAUCAAAUCUUGAUAAUUGCGGGAUUAUUGAUCUUCAUUAUGCAUUGGAUAUUGUUUGUGAAGUUUCUGGUUUUCAUACAAAUCUCGGUGGUGCAAUUCCCAUUACAAUUGGUACAAUUCCAUUGAGGGAUUAUAAGCCGCAAGCUCCAGAAUCACAACAAUCUAUCGACAUUUCAAUGAUGCCAACACAACCAGUUUCACCUGACAAUGUCGGUGGUGCUGUUGGAUGGAACAUGGGUGGAACUUCUCUUUAUCCGAAUGUUCCUCCUCCGAACUUCAGUGAAAGUGAUUAUCAAGCAAAAACAAUUAAAGAUCGAGAAGAUAAUGAACAUACACGAUUGGUGGGUAAUCAAGAUGCAUUUGCACCUCGCUAUCCAGUUUACACUUUUCAACCAUCUGCUCCAAGAAUCGAUUAAAUCACAGCAGUAAUGAAAUUUGUGCGUCUCUUUUAAAAGCUUAAGAAUUCCUGCAAUAAAUGUCAAGAACUAGAAAAUAUUUUAGGCAAUGGAAAUCAAAAAGAAUGCCUUUCGUGGAAAGAAUCGCACAAAGUUUAAUCGAUGAAAAAAGAAACAUAAAUUAAAGUUGUUUACAUGAGUGACAGCUUUUGCUUAAAUUUUAUUAAAUAUUAAAGUUAAUAUUAAAAGUUAAUUUUUGUUUCGUACGCACGACACUUUUGAAUGAUUCAUUUUUAUAAUACUUAAUACUUACGUAUUCAUGCAGCUUCAAUUAACUUUCUUUGUAAUCAUCUAAUCGCUUUUUAUAUCUUCUAAAUAAUCUCAUACUGUAAAAAUGUUUCUACUCACAUGCUUUUCUAUACUUUUCAUGGAAAACUGCUCAUGAAAAUUCAUUUUUCUACCCUUCAGCUUGAAUUAAAAUAACAAACAUGAAAUAAUAUUGAUUAAUCGAGUGCCUAAAACAUAAGUAAAAUGCGAGAAAAUAAAAAACUGCUUCAUGUUUAAAAUUGUUGUGAAUAUGAAGUGAGUUUAAAAACUAUUUUUUAUUAUACGUAGAUAUUUGAGGGGGUGAAGAUAAAAUUAAUAAAAUACGCAUAAUUAAAACGCAUUAUGUGAACGUAACCGUAGUGCUUCCAGUGAAGAAUUUUUGUUAAAUGUUUUUUUAAAUGCAUAAAGCAGGGAUGUGCAUUUGAUCAAUUUAUUUACGGCAAACAAAAUUUUUGUAAUUUAACAGUUAGAUGAGUCAAAUCAAAUCCCUAGCAAAGCGCCUCAUCUGGUAAUAGAUUCAAGAAUAAAUCGAUGGAUGAUCGGAUAAUGCAAUCAUUACAGAAAUUGUCAACUUGAAAUAAAUUUAAGAAGUCUCAAAAUUCUGAAUUAUUGAAUCAAAACCACUUAAAGAAAAUCUCAAUUCCAAUCCGAACAAUCAUCGUCAACAAUUCUUUAAAGAAUUAUCGGAAAAGGGAAAGAAAACUUUUGUUUAAUUACCUACUUCAAAUGAAUAAAUUUAUAUGCUUUUAAUGUACAUGCGUAACUUUGCUUUGUUUAUUAUUGUACGCAACAUUUUUGUUCAUUUUUUA